This is a messenger RNA of Labrus mixtus (cuckoo wrasse), 2900 nucleotides long. Its product is annotated as arrestin domain-containing protein 3-like. The coding region runs from base 196 to 1716 and encodes 506 amino acids. The record is from RefSeq and is a predicted model, not a curated record. The transcript has 6 exons. Gene Ontology annotation, biological process: protein transport. NCBI's taxonomy places the organism in Eukaryota, Metazoa, Chordata, Actinopteri, Labriformes, Labridae. Gene Ontology annotation, cellular component: plasma membrane; cytoplasm.
GGCAGUAGAGGUUUUAUUAGACCUCCAUAGGGCGUGUCCUGCUCAGCAGUCCAGACGCCAUGGGUCUUUUCAAAGAAGUCUACCAUAAAACGGAGCCAUCUGAAAAGGAGUUGUAGGGUCGAUCACAUUGUGUUUUUAUAUAGGCUAAGCUAUCUAACUGUCUAGAUUAUCACCUACUCAUGCUACUAUACCACGAUGCCUUCAAUUCAAAGCUUAACAAUGACUAUCGACGCGCUGAAUGAGCACGAGACGUUUUCGGAAAGAGACACUAUUACUGGAAAAAUAACUCUGGUCUUAAUAAAGGAUACGAAAGUAGAAAGCCUGUUUGUCAAAGCAAAAGGGGACGCUAAUGUGCUUUGGUCGCAAAAGUACGGCAAAAAGACGUACACAUACUGUGCAAAAAAGAGAUAUUUCAAACUGAAGGACUUUUUAAUUCCGGAGCAAAACGAGGACACUUUACUUCCCCAAGGAAUCCAUGUCUAUAAAUUCAACUUUCACAUACCCCCAGGAAGCUUUCCGUCAUCGUUCCGUGGUCAUCAUGGAAGGAUUGUCUACAUGCUGGAAACAAAGCUGUCCAGGAGUUGGAGGAUGGACCGUACAGUCGAAAAGGAGAUCAAUUUUGUCUCAAAGUCUAUUCCAAACCUUCAGUCGCUGAUGUUGCAGCAUGCUGGUUCAACCAAAAAAGAGAUGGGUCCUUUCUCCAAAGGAAAUGUGCACAUGGAUGCCUCUGUUGACAGAAGGGCUUACACUGCAGGUGAAACUUUGAUGGUUGUUGCAAAAAUCAACAAUUCUUCUUCAAGUGAGAUGACUCCCGAAUUCCAUUUAAUCCAGGAUGUGGUGUACCGUGCCAGCGGAAGAACCAAACAUGAAAGCAACACUAUAUUGAAAAUGCAAGACAACUCCAUCAAAGCCCAAACACAGAAGGAGGUUAGGUGUGCAAUGAAGCUCCCAACAGAUAUGGUACAGUCCAUCUACAAUUGUGAUAUCAUUUCAGUGGAUUACCAAUUGAAGGUGUACCUGGACAUCAGUUUUGCUUUCGACCCGGAGAUUGUGUUUCCGUUGGUCAUAUGUUCUCCUAGCUUAGCUUCUGCCCUUCAGCCUGGUGUGGCUGCAGGUCCCACUCCAUCAGGGGCCUAUGGGGGUCCAAGCAACAUCAACUCCCCUUCCCAUGCAGUGCCUUUUGGUCCAUAUCCUCGAUCUCCACAAUCAGGUGGUUAUGGAUACCCAGGAGUCCAAAGGUAUUCACCAUCACAUGUGCCUCCGAAUUACCCACCAGUGAAUGCUGCUCCACCAAGUGUCUUCCCCGCUCAACCAGUUCAUAUGAGCUGGGGCUACAACAACACGCCCCCACAGCAGGAUUCUCCAUAUGGAUAUCCAUGUUCAUCUUCAUCAUCUUCGCUUCAUCCUCCACCUACUGCCCCAACAUUUUCCCCAACCCGAAGUGCCCCAGAGCUCCAACCCCCACCCCAGAGUGCCCCAGAGCUUCAACCCCCACCCCAGAGUGCCCCAGAGCUCCAACCCCCACCCCAGAGUGCCCCAGAGCUCCAACCUUCCCCUGCUCCACAAUAUAACAUAUCACUACCUGCUCCUGCAUACAACCUGCUGCCCUCUGCGCCAGUGAUGAACACAGACUUCCUGUCUCAGUCUGAUGAUGCUCCUCCAGCAUAUUCACUCCUUUUCCCCUCUUAUACUACCGGACAAUCAGAUGCAAGGUAAUAGAACAUAGCCUGGAUGACUAAAUCUGUAUACUUCUAUGUUUCAGAGCUCACCACUAACUUUUAAAUGGCAUAAGCUCUUGAUUUGAAAGACUGAAAUAUAUCGGGCAUUAUCGCUCACCCUGUGUAUUGAGUAAUUGGUAUAUGACAAAGUUAUACCUCAGAUUCAUCAUGUAACAUUAUAUGGGAUGAAAUAAGCCAUAUUUCAUUUAAUUUCAUAUUUGAUUUAUUUGCUCAUUUCAGUGUAUGAUUUCAAAACAAUAACACACAAUAUGAAAUACUUUCUCAUGUUAUUUAUAAACUGUCCAUGACCAUCAGGAGCAGGAGGAAGAAAACAUAUAAUACCUGCCCCUUUCUUAAUAACACAAGUUAAUGUUGAAACAAAAUCAGAUGACUAACCUGUUGUUUUUGUUUUAUUUCACAAAUCAAGAAAUAAUUCAACAAUACCUACAGAAACAAUCAAAUGCAAUAUAUAAAAGUAACCAAAAUGUUUGCAAUGUUUUUUUAAUUUAAACCUGUUCAUAGACAUUUUCACGUAUUCAUAACACAACCACUAUGGCAACAAGUACUAAAAUUAUGUGUAUUUAUGGGUGCUCAUUUUGUUGUCCUUAUGCUUGUAUGUUUAAAAGUGGUCACAUUGCUAGUUAUGCAAACAGUACCAUUGUGUCCACUAAACUAGUGUUAUUAAAGCAGACAUUGUGUGCUAUAUUUAAAGUAAGCAUGCCAACAAUUCUAUACAAACAUAGACAUAUUACAUGUGGCAGUGUUUUUUCUGGUUAGUUCAGGUUCCUGUUAGCUUAAGAUAACUAAUGCUUCAAUUACUCAGACCUCUGUGGGAUAAAGGUUGUGUAAUUUUUGUGCCUUGUUCAACUCAAGUGUCCUAAUGUUUUUUACAGGGUAUAUAUAAUCUUUAUUAUAUAGGCUACCCACUCUUUCUACCUCACUUUUCUGUUUGCAGUUUGGCUGAAAGAAUCAGAACAGGAAGCCUACCUUAUCGCAAAAAAAUGUAUUGAACUUUUUAAUAUUACAUUUCUAGAAGGCCUAUAGAUGCAUGUGUUCUAUAAUUUCAAGUGUUUUUAUUUUGUGAGACAUAUCACAAUACACUAUUCAAACAUGAUCUGUUUAACUCCCAAAUUGCCAUUGUUUUCUCUGAGUUGUUGAUCAAAAUAAAGACCUGCCAUCUUG